Messenger RNA from Symbiodinium necroappetens, 1743 nucleotides. The record is from the annotation of a GenBank genome assembly. NCBI's taxonomy places the organism in Eukaryota, Dinophyceae, Suessiales, Symbiodiniaceae.
AUGCGCCAUGCCUUAGGGCUUGGGGCCUGCAGAAAAGUAGGUUCGUUUGCGGCCGCUGCCACUGCAGAAUUCCUGCUGGGCCAUCGGCGAUUCACCAGAAUGCGAGCUGCUCCUGAAAGUGGUGCAGCUCAGCUGCCGCGCUUAUACCACGAUGUCAAUGUCAAUCGACCACGUGAUUACUGGGACUAUGAGAACCUUUCAGUGAACUGGGGGUGUCAGGAUGAUUACGAAGUCCUCCGCAAAGUUGGCAGGGGCAAGUACAGCGAGGUUUUUGAAGGCAUCCACAUGGCGACGCAAGAAAAAUGUGUCAUCAAGAUUCUGAAGCCGGUCAAGAAGAAGAAGAUCAAGCGCGAAAUAAGGAUCUUACAGAACCUUUACGGUGGUCCGAACAUCGUGCGGCUUUUAGAUGUUGUCAGAGACCCUCAGUCGAAAACGCCCAGCUUAAUAUUCGAGUACAUCAACAAUACCGAUUUCAAGCAACUCUACCCCACCCUCACCGACCACGACAUUCGAUACUACAUCUUCGAGAUUCUUCGGGCUCUCGACUACUGCCAUUCCCAGGGAAUCAUGCACAGGGACGUCAAACCCCACAAUGUCAUGAUUGAUCACGAGAACAGGAAACUACGGCUUAUCGACUGGGGACUGGCCGAGUUCUACCAUCCCAAUCGUGAGUACAACGUCCGGGUUGCCUCCCGAUACUACAAGGGUCCCGAACUGCUGGUCGAUCUGCAGCUCUAUGAUUAUUCUCUGGACAUCUGGAGCCUGGGCUGUAUGCUCGCUGGCAUGGUAUUCCGAAAGGAGCCUUUCUUCCAUGGCCAGGAUAAUUACGACCAGCUGGUGAAAAUUGCCCGUGUUCUGGGCACAGAUGGCUUGUUUGCUUACCUGGACAAGUACAACCAAGAGUUGGAUCCACAUUUUGAUCACAUCCUUGGAAGGCACUCCAGAAAAGCUUGGUCGAAGUUUGUGACAUCCGAGAAUCAGCAUCUGGUGAGUCUGGACGUGCUGGAUCUCAUAGACAGGAUGUUGGUGUACGACCAUGCUCAACGCAUUUUGCCCAAAGAAGCGAUGCUACAUCCCUACUUCGCGCAGAUCAGGGAGUCAAGCCCGAAGGCUGCAGCAGCUGCAUCUGAGAUGCCCAAGGUAGAUGUGCGAACAUCGCUCAUCCAAAGCUGUGACGAGACCUCUGCCAAUUACAGCCUUCCAGAGAACCUCGUAGAAACUACGCCUAACUGCUCCCGGCCGGCAGAGCGAGAGCUCGGAGCGAGGAGCCUUGCCAUGAAGGCUUUGUGCAAGCCGCUUCGCUGCUUGUCGUUCUUUGGAGGGCGAAAGCCGCCGGAUCAGUACACUGCUGUUGAAGGGCAGCAUUUGUCGAAAGCCGUUGAUAUGGAUGAUGAAGAUGAGGAUGAUUUCUUCGGGGAUUCCUGGGGAGAGGGAGGCGCAAGUUCCAGCGCAUCUCAGACAAAGGAGGCUGAGGCGCAGCGGAGUGGGGUGGAGCGAAAUCCUACCAGAGAAACGACAACCAAGCGGCCAGCUCCAGGCGUUGCAUCGCAGGCGCCAAAACUUGCUGCCAAGAAGCAGGAGGCCGACUUUUUCAAUGAGUUGGGUAUGGAGCCAGAGUAUAGAGCACCAAGGAUUCUUGAAAAGGAGCACGGGCCAGGCCCGAAAGGCUCCUCUGUGAGCUCCUUGCUGGAUGAGACCGCUGAGGUCUCUUCCGCAGCUUGGGGCGAUGACUUGGAGCUUUGA